AUGUCGGCCACCCGUCGGCAUCGUCAUGGUGUUCCAUUUCGCCGAUAUCGAUACGAGCCAAAUCCCGCGCAUCAAAUUACUCGUGGCAAGCGGUCAAUAUCAGCUACGCCCAUUCGGAACAGUUCGUUGACGGAUGCAGCACUUGCUUCUGAGAACAAUUUUUCGCCACCGAAGACGUUAAAGGAGAUCCAGAAAGAGGAAGAGGCAGUCGCAGCUCGUGAGCGCGAGGUGAAGGCGCGACUUCGUGGCGACACCAUUCUCGCGCAGCAGCCGCAGUCAACGGUGAACUGCUGGGGGCUAUUCCGCCCUCUAGAUCGCGUGUCGCUGGCGGAUGUGCAAAAGUUUCAGGAAAAUCAACAGUUUUUGGAGCAGCAGCGUUGUAUCCUGGCGAGUAUUGAGCGAGAGCAAGCUGAAAAAUUACAGAAAGCGAUUGGGACAACACUGGGCGUUGUAGGUAAGCAAAUGACGUCCAAGAAGAAUCAAGGAGCUGUGGUCGACAAGUGUGGACAGAAGACAGCCAAUAUCGCUGCUAGUCGUGAUGUCUCGAGUGUAGCUGGUGACAAUCAAGACAAACGUAAGAAGCAGAAAAAAAGUGAAAGAGCGCAAGGCUGCUCGAAAGGCAGCGGGUAA
Molecule: messenger RNA, 630 nt
Organism: Peronospora belbahrii
Lineage: Eukaryota; Oomycota; Peronosporomycetes; Peronosporales; Peronosporaceae
Source: the annotation of a GenBank genome assembly